Molecule: messenger RNA, 1585 nt
Organism: Parus major (Great Tit)
Lineage: Eukaryota; Metazoa; Chordata; Aves; Passeriformes; Paridae
Gene: CD34
Product: CD34 molecule
Exons: 8
Coding region: 308-1426 (372 amino acids)
Biological process (GO): cell-matrix adhesion
Cellular component (GO): membrane
Source: RefSeq, a predicted model, not a curated record
UGAUCUUUUGUUUGUUUUGAAGCUGCUGGCAGGAAAGUGGGGAGGAGAAAAUUACCUAAGUGAUAGAGAGCUUGCCAUGAACUAUAUAAAACUGGGAAAUCAAAGCGGAGAAACUCCACCUCGCACUCCCAGACCACAAGCACAACCCCUGAAGAGAAACCCACCCCACAAAGUGAGUGAUCUCAAAGGCUUGAACUCCAAGCAAAGCCGCAUGAGCUCAGAGCUGCUGCAGGACUGAGGAGCCCGGGUCCCAAAAGCGGCGCUUUUUUGGGAGCAGGGAACGCCUCUUUUGGGAAUUCCCACAGCCAUGAAGUGGAGGCAGCUCCUGGGCAUCACCCUCUGCGUGCUGGAGCUGGCUGGCUGCGCUGCCAGGAGCACGGCAGACACCCCCACAGCGACGGCAGCCAGGGAUGGCAGCAGUGGGACAGCCAGCACCGCCAGCACAGCCACGGGACACGCCAGCAGCACCAAACCAACCUCUGCUGGAACCGUGGCCGGGUCCGUGGCCACCAGCCCGACAUCGACAGGGCUCCCAGAGCAGCUGAGGACGAGCCCCCAGCCCAGCCCGGCCCCCACCUCACUGCCGGACACCUCGGUGGGGCCACACGGGAGCCCGGGGGUCUCCACAACCCAGGACCCCCCGACACAGCCCAGGGACACAGGGACAGACACCGUGGCCUCCACGGUGACCGGGAGCAGCUCUGUGGCCACCUCAGAGCAUCCCCAGGUGCCAACGGCCACCACGGCCCUGCAGCCGGCCCUGAGCCAUGAGCCUGCCCCCGCUGCCAUCGGGUGCCACCGUGCCAGGGACGAGGGGGACACCGGAGCCAUCUGCCUGCGGCUCAACGAGUCCCGGAGCUGCGAAAACUUCUUAGAGAGGAAGGGAUGGGAUUUGUGGCAAGCAGUAUGUGAAAAUAGAACCCACACCGUGGACUCCCCCUGCGAGAUCAAACUCACUCCAUCCAGCCUGGACAGGGACUGCUUGCUCCUCAUCCUCAAAGGAGAGAAAGACCCUGACAACCUUCUGGACGCUCUCCAGAAGUCUCCCUGGGCAAAGUUUGGAAUAGAAUCCCUUAAAAAGGAGAGCAGGAGGAGCCAGAGGGACUCUUCCCAGAAGACGCUGAUCGCGCUGGUCACAUCUGGGCUGCUGCUGGCCUUCCUGGGCCUGGCUGGAUAUUUCCUGAUGAAGAGGCGCAGCUGGAGCCCCGCGGGAGAGAGGCUGGCUGAAGACCCCUACUACACGGAGAGCCAGGGGAACACCAUGCUGAUGAGCCCAUCCCAGGAGCCAGCAGAGCUGCAGGAGAAGCCAAACCUCCCAAACCUCCCAAACCUCAACGGGGGCACCCAGGAGAACGGGACGGGCCAGGCGUCCUCCAAGAGCGGCCGCUCGGGCCGGCAGCAGAGCCCUGCCGACACCCAGAUGUGAGCAGGAGCCUCCAGGGCAGGGCAGGAGAUUUCUCUGCUCACACAGGGAAUUGCAGACCUUCUGUACCUUUAUUAUUGCCUCUGUGGAGAACUUCAAAACCAGCCUGAAGCACGCUGAGCUGCCCAAGAGCGGCUCCUCUGCCUCCUCCUCCUCCUCCUG